AUGCUCCAGUUUGAUUCCCCUGGUGCCCCCCACGAUGAGACUGAAACUCAGCUUAAAACUGAGCAGAGCUCGUCUUGUGAACCAGCAAAGAACCAGGAACCAUCUCCUCAGAGCUGCUUGAACCAGGAACCAGCUCCUCAGAACUGCUUGAACCAGGAACCAGCUCCUCAGAACUGCUUGAACCAGGAACCAGCUCCUCAGAACUGCUUGAACCAGGAACCUGGCCCUAAGACGCGAAGGAAGCAGAAACCAGCCAAGGAUCUGCAGGGUGGGCUUGAAGAGCCAAAGACCCCGAUCGAAAGCUUUUCCACAAGCGAACGAGGAAACUCUCCCCCGAUAGCGCCUGCACAGACGAGUUUAUCCAACACCGAGACUCAGCAGGUGGAAUCCAUCAGAAACAACUUACCCUCUGAUGAACGAGAGAAGCCUCCUCCCAUAAAAAUCAGAUACAGCUUACCUUCUGAUGAACGAGAAGGGUCUCCUCCCAUAAAAAUCAGAUACAGCUUACCUUCUGAUGAACGAGAAAGGUCUCCUCCCAUAAAAAUCAGAUACAGCUUACCUUCUGAUGAACGAGAAAGGUCUCCUCCCAUAAAAAUCAGAUACAGCUUACCUUCUGAUGAACGAGAAAGGUCUCCUCCCAUAGCCGUCAGAUACAGCUUACCUUCUGAUGCCCCCUUCAUGCCUCUGCACCUGAUCCCAGACCAGGGCUCGACUGAGAUCAUGAAGAAGCAUGAGAUCUCCUCUCAGUGGGACACCGUUUACAUCUAUAAUUUAGCGUGGGAGGUUUCCCGACAUAUUCUCCAGGAAAAACCCCUGUCUCUGGAACACCCUCUGGUGAUGAAGCUGUAUCAGAAACUAGAAGAACAAAUGUGGGAAUGGAAUGUGAAGGAGAGUCCAAAAAAAUAG
This is a messenger RNA of Knipowitschia caucasica, 906 nucleotides long. NCBI's taxonomy places the organism in Eukaryota, Metazoa, Chordata, Actinopteri, Gobiiformes, Gobiidae. The record is from the annotation of a GenBank genome assembly.